This is a messenger RNA of Echinostoma caproni, 570 nucleotides long. NCBI's taxonomy places the organism in Eukaryota, Metazoa, Platyhelminthes, Trematoda, Plagiorchiida, Echinostomatidae. The record is from the annotation of a GenBank genome assembly.
AUGGUUGGAGACACNUUGCGGGUAGAAGACACCCGUCGUUUAGCAGUGUUCGACAAUCGAUGCUUACGUAGUCUGGCCCAAGUGGGAUGGAAUGAGUGGGUUAGUAACUUAGAAGCUGGUCGCUUGCUCGGUAUUCCGGAUGGUGAGGUGGCUGACGAAUUCGCUCGUCAACUGUUCACACGAUGUGUUCAGGCUGGUUCCGGUUCCAGCGUACAUCGUACUCGUCGACUCACCGAAUACUUCGCUACCUGUUCAGUAUCCCAAGCAAGAGAACAACGUGAUUGUCUCAUCAAGGCCUUGUACAGCAGUUUAUUUGAUUUUCUGGUACAAAACAUCAAUGAACAAUUGAACCCCGGCUCUCUGCGCAACGCGCGACGGGAAUUUGGUGAGUCGCUCGUGUUCUGUUUGCUCUUUUUGUGGCCUAUCAAGAAGGUUUUUCGUCGACCGGUUAAUUACAAUACAUUCCUCUGUCUUGAAAAUAAUGUGGAACGAUUGUAUCUCGGGAUGUGGACGUUGUUGAUGGUGUGUUCUCCGAGCCGGAAGUGUUGUUUACGGACGUUUCGCAGCUAG